Toxorhynchites rutilus septentrionalis is the source of this 1732-nucleotide messenger RNA. RefSeq names its product trans-1,2-dihydrobenzene-1,2-diol dehydrogenase-like. Gene Ontology annotation, molecular function: nucleotide binding. The transcript has 3 exons. The record is from RefSeq and is a predicted model, not a curated record. Lineage: Eukaryota; Metazoa; Arthropoda; Insecta; Diptera; Culicidae. Bases 112 to 1125 code for a protein of 337 amino acids.
AUCAGAUCGAGAACAACACAUCUUCCCGAUGUAUCCGAAGAGUGAGAGUGAAAGUGCAAUUUCGAUUUAGUACAAAACAGUUGUUAGUAAGCGAUAGACGACGCCGAUAAGAUGUCACCUUUGCGGUGGGGAAUUGCGGGUGCUGGAACGAUUUCACACGAUUUUGUGUGCGCUCUGUCGACGUUGCCCGAGAGUGACCACCGAGUUGUUGCCAUUGCCGCCAGAGGACUCGAGAAUGCGCAAAAAUUCGCCGAUCAGCACGGGAUUCCGGUGUUCACCGUUGGAUAUGAGGCUCUAGCGAAAAAUCCACACGUUGACAUUGUCUAUAUUGGCACGGUGAACAGCCUUCACUACGAGCACGCCAUGAUGAUGCUGGAUGCCGGCAAGCAUGUCCUCUGCGAGAAACCUUUGUGUGUGAACGAGGGCCAGGCGAAGGCCUUGCUCGAAUAUGCCCGCGAGAAAGAACUCUUUUGUAUGGAAGCAAUCUGGUCAAGGUUCUUCCCCAGCUACAGCCACCUGCGCGAGCGAAUAAGAAAGGGUGAUCUCGGCGCAAUAGAGGAAGUCAACGUUGAGUUGGGUUUUCCAAUUAGCAAUGUGGAGCGCAUCCGAAGAAAGCAUCUCGGGGGAGGAACAGUGCUUGACCUGGGAGGGUAUAACAUUCAGCUGGCUUUGCAGGUGUUCCAGGAAAUUCCCGAUGAGAUCGAUGCUGACGGGGAGUUGAACGAGGAAAAUGUUGACAUUGAAACCAACGUGUUGUUACACUUUCCCAGUGGCGGUGUGGCGACAAUGAGAACCAGUGGGGUGGAGAAUUUAUCCAACAAAGCGGUGAUUGUGGGGUCUGCCGGAAGUAUCACGCUGCAUGACUUCUGGUGUCCGACAGAGCUAACCGACAUAGAUGGCACCAUUCGAUCUUAUCCGCUGCCGAAGUCAAAAAUCGAAUGUAUUCAGAAGAACAGCGUUGGUUUGCGAUACGAAGCGGAGGAAUGCAGGAAGCGACUGCUUGCCGGUGAUUUAGAAUCUGCCGUUGUGUCACACGCCGACAGUUUGGCUGUGGCGCGCAUCCAGGAUGUAAUCAGGAAAAAGGUAGGUGUUGAAAUGGCGGAAGAUUAUAUUUUCAAACCAUGAAAAGUUGGGUGUUGCCAAUCAUUAUAGCAUAUUUGGUAUUCAUCAAAAUAAAUCGCCAGCCUGUAUAUGAAUUACACAUCAAAAAAGUAUAAUGGUCAACUAAGGUUGAUUUCUGAUUUGAAUAUAUUGAAUAACAGUGGGGUCUAUUCCCGUGUUUACUUCAUGGUCGACAUCUGGAUACGAAAUUAAUUUUCCACUAAAACAUAUAAAAUCAUCUUCAAAUAAGAUUUUUGUAAGAGAUAAUUUCACAAAAUGAAAAAAAAGAAGUUUUCCAUUCAGAUUGAACACUAAUUAUUAUUAAUUAUUAUCAUUAUAAUCUUUGACGAUUCACUAACUCGUAAAACGAAGUUCAAUGACGUGCCGUUCAUUUCGUUUUCACCGUGAAGUGUAUACGGGAAUACAGCCCAGUAUCUAUGGAAAUCACUUUUCAAUUUCCACAGUAAAAAUAUAACUAUGAAUAUAUUGAUAUCUUGAUAAGUGUGGGAUAGUGUUAGAAAACAUACAUGUCUAAAUCUAAAUAGAACGGUUAGAAUACCUCUAGUAUCGAAAUAUGGUGCUUCUCUAGACGAACGUUUCCUAUUAGCUUAUAGUAGAGUAUGAACAAGUA